Molecule: messenger RNA, 2679 nt
Organism: Arthroderma uncinatum
Lineage: Eukaryota; Fungi; Ascomycota; Eurotiomycetes; Onygenales; Arthrodermataceae
Product: glutamate carboxypeptidase 2
Exons: 2
Coding region: 1-2679 (892 amino acids)
Molecular function (GO): carboxypeptidase activity
Source: RefSeq, a predicted model, not a curated record
AUGGGCGACCAGAAAGUCGCAUACGAGCACCUCCCUAUCCCUACAUAUGAAGAAGCAACCUCCUCCCGCCCUUCCUCCUCCCAGUCCAGACUCGGCCCUCACGAGACGAGCGACGACGCCGAAAGGCAGGGCCUCCUACAUCAUGACGCGGCAGGUGAACGCAGCCAGCCGUUUAGAGGGUACCGGCCCCCGACUGUCGAGUCGGAGAGAUCGAGCCUCGACUUCCUCUCGGAGAAUGGGAGCUCGGCCCGUGGGUCGACGGAGCAGCUGCGGAGAGAGCUAGAGGAGAUGGAAGUUGAGGAUCCUCCUGCCGCCUCCUCGUCUCGGUCUCUCUUCUCAAAACGGUUUACAAACUUCAAACGGACGCUGUCAUCUAUAAACCUGCCGCUACGGAAGUACAUUCCCUCCUUCAAUUUACCGACCUUCAACUUCCGGAUAGAUAUAUGUGCUGGCAUAGGGCAUCAGCAGAGAUGCAUCAUCUUACUCAGGGUCUUUGCCGUGUGCCUGGUCGGGUCUCUAGUCUACCUGCUAUUCGUCUCAAAUUUCUUCUCGUUCAGCAACAGGAUAAACCAGGGCCAGAUAUAUCAGCCGGAAUCUGUCCGCGUGUUCCUCGAGAAUAACAUAAACGAAACCACCAUCAGACAGAACCUCGAGCGGGCUACCAACUUUCCACAUAUUGCAGGAACGGAAGGAAAUUAUGUGCUCGCCAAAUGGGUGGAAGACAGCUUCAAGUCGUUCGGGCUGGAGAGCGUGGAGCUGGAACAGUUCAACGUCUAUCUCAACUACCCCAAGAAAGCUGGACGGAGAGUUGCCAUCGUUGAUCCUCCGGGCAAACACUGGGAGGCACAAAUAGAAGAGGAUAAAGUAUACACGGAUCCACCGAGGGAGCAGACUAUGGUGUUUCACGGACUCUCCAAGGCUGGAAACGUAACAGGACCGCUUGUCUACGCAAACUACGGCUCUAGGGAUGAGUUUAAAAAGCUCACGGAAAUGGGCAUCAACGUCAAAGGAUCGAUCGUUCUGGUCAGGCACUACGGAACACAGCCAGACGUGGCCUUGAAGGUAAAGGCCGCCGAGUUGGCCGGUGCCGUUGGAUGUAUCGUCUAUUCCGAUCCAGCUCAGGAUGGCUUCCGGAAAGGGGAUCCCUGGCCAAAAGGAAGAUAUAUGCCAAAGGAUGGGGUUCAACGGGGUGCUGUGGGACAUAUCUCUUUGGCUGCGGGUGAUGCACUAAGUCCAGGAUUUGCUUCUCGGGCAGACGAAAAGAAACGACUAGAUAUUUCCGGUGCUCCAGGUCUCCCGCAGAUUCCAAGUAUUCCCCUCUCCUGGGGUGAUGCGCAACAUCUCUUACAGGCUCUCAAGGGCCAUGGCAAAAAGGUACCCAACGACUGGGUAGGAGGUGUUCCAGACAUUGAUGAGUGGUGGACUGGAAACGCGGAUGCUCCCAAGGUUAACCUAGUGAACCUACAAGACGAGGUAGAGCGACAGCCUAUUUACAACGUCAUUGGAAGGAUAGCGGGCGUCGAGCAGUCCAAGAGCAGCAUCAUUCUCGGCAAUCAUCGCGAUGCUUGGUGUUUUGGAGCGAUAGACCCUGGCAGCGGAACUGCGGUCCUCCUAGAAGUCGCUCGUGUGUUCGGUGAGCUCAGAGCUCGUGGGUGGAGACCACUGCGGACCAUCGAAUUCAUCAGCUGGGAUGCUGCCGAAUACAGCUUUACCGGUUCAACGGAACACGUUGAGGACAGGGUCGAACUUCUAAGGGCUAAUGCUUUCGCCUAUCUUAACGUGGGUGUUGCUGUCUCCGGUGAUAAAUUCGGUGCAACGGGAUCCCCCUUGUUUGAGCCGAUCCUCCUUCACAUAUUGAACCGGGUAGCAGACCCAAAGACAAGGGCCAGUAUACGGUCUUUAUGGGAUCAGGCUGGAUCCAAGCUUGAAGGGCCCGCGGCAGAUAGCGAUGCUCUGCCAUUCCAGACCAUCGCUGGGACAUCUAGUAUAAACCUGAGAUUCAGUGGUGACCCUUAUCCUGCCCAUAGUUGCUACAGCAACUUUGAUUGGAUGCACAAAGCUGGCGACCACGACUUCUUAUAUCAUCGGGCCAUGGGCCAGAUAUGGGGUCUACUCGCUUUAGAACUAUCCAGUCGACCCAUCUUCCCCUUCGAUGUGAAUGUCUUUUCAAAAUCUCUCGCUAAAUACGUACUCGACUUACACAAUUACGCCAAAAAGAUAUCUGUACCCCUGAAACCGGUCCAAGGCCAAAGCGGAGACGAUAACAAGCAAUCCCCUAACGGCGUCGUUGACCUCACGCCUUUAUAUGAUGCGACAAAGGCACUCAACUUUGAGGCCAUCAAAUUCCACCGGUGGGAAGCUAACUGGAACGCAACCCUGUAUGACCAAAACGGGUUCGAGGACGACGUAACGGCUCUCCGACGCAUGAGCCAUAACAGCCACAUGACAUAUUUCGAGACUAACCUUUUGGACCUCGACGAUGACGGAGGCGUCCCCAACCGCACCCAAUAUAAACAUAUGAUAUACUCUCCUCAACUAUGGCCGGAAAAGCCCGAGGAUGCAACUUACUUCCCCGCCAUCAGAGAUGCGAUGGAUUCAGGAGACUGGACACAGACACAAGUAUGGAUCGAGAAGGUCUCGAAAAUAAUCAACAACGCAGCAAUCAGGUUAAACCUCUAA